AUGAUGGUGGCAAAGGAUAAUAAUAAUCACCAAGGGUAUCAUGGUAAUUUCGCAAAGCAAUUUCACAAGGGUAAAUGGUUCAUGGUGUUUGGUUCAUCAUUGAUAUUAUCAUGUGCUGGUGCCUCUUACAUGUUUGGUAUGUAUUCAAAGGAUCUUAAGGCAAUAUUAGGAUAUGACCAAACUACCCUCAACACAAUAGGUUUCUUCAAGAACCUAGGUGCAAACAGUGGCAUAAUCUCAGGGCUAAUUGCUGAAAUUACACCAACAUGGAUGAUUCUUCUCAUUGGAGCUGUCACAAACUUUGUUGGUUACUUCAUGGUUUGGCUCUCAAUAACACAGAAGAUUCCAAAGCCUGAGGUUUGGCAAAUGUGUCUCUACUUUGUGAUUGGAACACAUUCUCAGAAUUUUGCAGCAACAUCAGUGAUGAUCUCAUGUGUCAACACAUUCCCUCUCAACAGAGGAAUUGUUGUUGGAUUCUUGCAGAGUUUUGUUGGUUUGAGUGCAGCUAUAAUCUCACAAUUCCAUAAGACUAUUAUUGCUUCUUGUUCAGUUCAUUAUUAUUAUCAAGAUACAAGGUCUAUUGUUCUUGUUCUUGCUGUUUUUCCAGCUAUUGUGUCAAUUCUCUUUGCAUUCACAAUUAGAGGCUUUGAGCCUUCAACACAAUUCAAUGACACUAGACCCUUUUUUCAUUUCUUUUACAUAGCCACUGCUCUUGCAACUUUCAUCUUGGGUAUCACCAUUACUCACUUGUUUGAAUGUCAUCUUUCAAAGUUUGCAUAUCAUUUGAUUGCAUUUCUAAUGUUUCUGUUCUUGCUUGUCCUGCCUCUCUUUGUUGCCAUAAGAGAGGAUCUGUUCUUAUGGAAACUCUCUGAGGCUGAGAGUGAGAAUCUCAAUGUCAUCAUUGAGAAUCAAGAGAAUGAUAAUAAUAACAAUAAGGCAGAGCCAACAACAUCAACAUCAACAUCAACAACAAUGUAUUCUUGUUUUAAAAGCAUAUUGAAUAAGCCUGAAAGAGGAGAAGAUCACACAAUAUUACAAGCAAUUUUAAGUGUUGACAUGUUUCUGAUAUUCUUUGUUUCAAUAUGUGGGCUUGGUGCUAAUUUGGCAGCAAUUGACAACCUUGGACAGAUUGGUGAAUCUUUAGGGUACUCAAAGGUUAAAACUCAGUAUUUUGUAUCUCUAGUAAGUGUUUGGAACUUCUUUGGGAGAGUUUUUUCUGGUUUUGCAUCUGAGGCAUUGUUAGGACUAUACAAGUUACCUAGGCCAUGGUUGGUAACAAUUUCUCUAUUCAUCUCAGUGAUUGGUCAUGUUGCAGUUGUGCUUAGCAAUGACAGUGGACUAUACAUAGCAAGCUGCAUAAUUGGAUUCUGCUUUGGUGCUCAAAUUCCAUUGAUUUCUUCCACAAUUUCUGAGAUUUUUGGCCUAAAACACUAUGGUGCAUUGCUGAAUUAUUGGCACCUAGGGAGCCCUAUAGGUUCUUAUUUGAUGAAUGUGUUGGUUGGUGGGACCUUAUAUGAUGCAGAGGCUAAGAACCAACUUAAGAAAAUUGAUCAUAGUUUUAGUUUGAAUGAGGAGUUGGGAGAAUUAGUAUGCUUUGGAAUAGAUUGUUAUAAUUUUACUUUUGUCAUUUUUGCCACUAUUAUACUCUUAGGUGCCUUUGCUUCUCUUGUUUUGGUGAAGAGAACAAGUGAAUUCUAUAAGGGUGAUAUAUACAAGAAGUUUAGAGAGAAUCAUAAACAACAACAUAUUGUAUGGUUGUAG
Arachis stenosperma is the source of this 1761-nucleotide messenger RNA. RefSeq lists its product as uncharacterized. Gene Ontology annotation, cellular component: membrane. NCBI's taxonomy places the organism in Eukaryota, Viridiplantae, Streptophyta, Magnoliopsida, Fabales, Fabaceae. The record is from RefSeq and is a predicted model, not a curated record. The transcript has a single exon. Gene Ontology annotation, biological process: transmembrane transport. The coding region runs from base 1 to 1761 and encodes 586 amino acids. Gene Ontology annotation, molecular function: transmembrane transporter activity.